AUGAAGGAGAUUGAUGCCUUUGUCCAGGAGUUUCUCUCCGUGGUCCAGAGGCUCCCAUCCUGUAUUUCCACACUGCAGAUUCUCUCCAGACAGCCUGUGCCCUCUGCCUUCACCGAACGGAAUUACUUCUGUUACAGCAACGAAGCCAAGUUCCAACUGCUGCGGAGGAUAACAGCGGCUGCUGAAAAAAUAGAGUUGCUGUGGCAACAGGCCUUUUCUAAGGCCCAUCUCCAGGUGCAGGUCUUCCAGCUGCGUGAUGAGGCACAGCAGGCUUUAGUCCGCAGUGCUGAGAAUGUGAUCCAAACGUUAGCUGAGACUCUGCCCCCUGGUGAUGCCCAGACCAGGGAAGAGUGGGUGCAGGAUCUGGACAGACUGAAGGAGAACUUCCACUCUGCUGUAGAGCUUCCGCGGCAGACCCUCGGAGCAGUCGCCGACUACUACCACUACUACAACAAAGCCAAUAGCUGGUACCGCAUCGUCCUGUGUGAGACUUUUCUCCAAGACCUUCUGUGGGGUUUGAACUGCGACAGCCUCCCCAAACAGUGCCACCCGCUGGAGAUGCAUGGCCCUGUCCCUGUGUGGAGGCAGGCGGUCUGUGACCUCCUGAGAAAGAAACCCUCCCCAGACAUUGAGGAGCUGGCCCAGCUGGCUCACCUGGCCAAUGUCAUCCCUGAUGCCCAGCUCCAGCAGAUGGGCAAACAGCUGUCACAUGGGUGCAUGACCCUGCGUAAACUCCUGACCUCUCCAGGAGCAGUACCUAUCAACGACUUCCAGUUGGCACUGCAGUGGCAGUAUGAGUUUCUGAGAGCCCGCCACAGGAAAGGGCCUGGGCCACACACUAACCUGGCUGUGGGCGGAGGAGGCCCCGAGGCCAUUCACAACGGUCCAGACAGGGCAUUAUGUAGUCUCCUUAGAACCUCUGGUUCCAGAUCAGACCACCACACAGACAACCUGCACAGCCAUGGCUCCCUCUCCAACCUCAAGCACCAUCAAGCCCCUCUAGGUACGUCCCCCUCCAGUGCCAUCUCUGGGGCUUUGUCUGCUGUGGGGAAGCCUCCCUCUCUCAGAUCCAUUGACUCUGGCUUUGAUGGAGCAGGAAGCAGCCAUGUGGAGACUGGGGCAGGGACGGAGGGAUGGGAAGGGAUGUCCAGGGUACCAGGAACCAGAGACUCCUUCAGGCCCAUCACCAGGCAGCCCCAGAUCCACGAGGAGAACAUCUCCAGCGUGUCUGACUCGGAGGACCGCAGGCAGGAGUUUGACUUUGGCUCUGUGGGAAACACCUCCAGGGCCAGCAUUCAGAUUAUCCCUAAAAUAACGGUGGACUCGCUAAAUUUUGUGAUCAAGCUGAAGCGGUCGGCUACCCUGCCCCAGAACCCCUGGCUCAGUCUGCCUGUGGAUGACCUGGAGAACUCUUACACGGUCACCAUCACCCAGAACCCAUCACCACGUCAGCGGGACAUCAAGAGCCCAAACCCCUCCGAGUGCUCCCACCACACCGACCAAUUAUCCAAUUGGUCUCGAGACCAGCCCACACAGACUGAGGUACACACCAGUCCUCAGAGCAGAGGAGCACAGCCCAGGGACAGUAUCCUACAGGCACAGGACAGCUUUAAGGAGUCGGAACUGAGCCCCAUUUGGAAUGCCCUCUCCAGCACCAUCACAUAUGCAAGAGACGGGCCCAACUACACUGCAGAGAGCAUUCCCACUCUUCUCUGGGAUAUGUAUGACUUCCAUAACUCCAAACAGGACACCUGUGAAAGGAUUACAAGCUCCAUGACUGAAGUCUCGUUAAAUGACUGGGACCUAAAGGAACAGGAGGGUCUCAGGAAGGUGGCAGAGAUCCUGGACCAGGCAGCUGUAAUACUGGAGGCAGGUUGA
Coregonus clupeaformis (lake whitefish) is the source of this 1878-nucleotide messenger RNA. RefSeq lists its product as uncharacterized. The record is from RefSeq and is a predicted model, not a curated record. The transcript is spliced from 7 exons. The coding region runs from base 1 to 1878 and encodes 625 amino acids. NCBI's taxonomy places the organism in Eukaryota, Metazoa, Chordata, Actinopteri, Salmoniformes, Salmonidae.